Messenger RNA from Spea bombifrons (plains spadefoot toad), 1782 nucleotides. RefSeq names its product carboxyl ester lipase (gene CEL). Lineage: Eukaryota; Metazoa; Chordata; Amphibia; Anura; Pelobatidae. The record is from RefSeq and is a predicted model, not a curated record. Gene Ontology annotation, molecular function: neurexin family protein binding; sterol ester esterase activity; signaling receptor activity. Gene Ontology annotation, biological process: chemical synaptic transmission; neuron cell-cell adhesion; synaptic vesicle endocytosis. The transcript has 11 exons. Gene Ontology annotation, cellular component: synapse; cell surface; postsynaptic specialization membrane. The coding region runs from base 81 to 1742 and encodes 553 amino acids.
UCUAUCUCUCUAUAUAUAUAUAUAUAUAUAAUCUCCUCGUACUCCUCCCAAGUUUGGGAAAGGACCCUCUGGCAGAAGCGAUGGCUCGGCGGGUGACCUUAGCAUUGGCGUUUACGUGCCUCCUGGCUGCAGCUCAUGCUGCUACGCUGGGAGUGGUUCAUACAGAAGGAGGAUUUGUGGAGGGAGUCAGUAAGAAAAUUGGAACCCUUUCCCCACAAUAUCUCGAUAUUUUCAAGGGGAUCCCGUUUGGCCUGCCAACAAAAGUCCUUGAAAAGCCAGAAAAGCAUCCUGGUUGGUCAGGUACCCUGAAGGCCACAGACUACAAGCCGAGAUGUAUGCAAGCAACCCUACCUCAAACCGAUGUUCGUGGGGAAAUGGACUGUCUCUAUUUAAAUGUUUGGGUACCCCAGUCCCGUUCAGAAGUCUCCACAAAACUCCCUGUCAUGGUCUGGAUCUAUGGUGGUGGCUUCCUUCUCGGCGGAGGACAAGGCGCCAACUUCGGGGACAACUAUCUUUAUGAUGGAGAGGAGAUAGCUCUGCGUGGAAAAGUGAUCGUGGUGACUUUUAACUACCGUGUUGGGCCUUUGGGCUUCCUCAGCACUGGAGAUGCCAAUGCUCCAGGUAACUAUGGCUUGUGGGAUCAACAUUUGGCCAUUGCCUGGGUGAAGAGGAACAUUGCCGCCUUUGGUGGGGACCCCAGCAACAUCACUCUUUUUGGAGAGUCGGCUGGAGGUGCCAGCGUCUCUCUUCAGACUCUGACCCCUUACAAUGUCGGCCUGAUCAAACGUGCCAUCAGCCAGAGCGGAGUUGGGCUGUGUCCCUGGGCUAUUCAACAAGAGCCCCUCAAGUGGGCCAAGCAGCUCGCCUCGAGGGUUGGCUGUCCCGUCGACGACACCGCGGCUCUGGCCAACUGCCUGCGAGGGACCGAUCCUCGCGCCAUUACUGUGGCCUAUAAGCUGGAACUAGGGAACCUGCAGUAUCCCCUGGUAUAUUAUUUGGCUUACGCCCCUGUGAUCGACGGCGACUUCCUUCCCGACGAGCCGAGGAACCUGUUCUCCAACGCAGCCGACGUAGAUUACCUAGCGGGAGUAAACGACAUGGAUGGCCAUCUGUUUGCAGGGGUCGAUUUGCCGGUUAUCAACGAGCCCUUACAAAAAAUUUCUGCGGAUACCGUGCAACAACUGGUGCAGGGACUGACCCUUCCAAAAGGCUCCGGAGGAUUAACUAUCGCUUAUGACCUCUACACCGCAAACUGGGGACCCAGCCCGAGUCAGGAGCUCAUGAAGAAGACAGUCGUUGAUAUCGAAACAGACUAUAUCUUCCUGGUACCCACGCAAGAAGCCCUGGCAUAUCACAGUCAGAAUGCCAAGAGCGCCAGGACAUACAGCUAUCUCUUUUCACAUCCAUCGCGUAUGCCGAUAUAUCCAAGCUGGGCAGGAGCCGACCACGCCGAAGACCUGCAGUAUUUGUUUGGGAAGCCCUUCAGAAACCAGCUGGCUUACAGACCCCAGGAUAGAGAUGUUGCCGCCGCAAUGAUCGCCUACUGGACCAACUUUGCUGCUACCGGAGAUCCCACUAACGGGCCAUCCAAAGUCCCCACUCCUUGGCUUUCUUACACGACUCACUACGGCAUGUACCUGGAAAUCAACAACUCCAUUAGCUACCAGUCCAUGAAACAGAGCCUCCGUUCACCGUACGUGAGAUUCUGGGCCCAGACUUACCGUAAUCUGCCAUCAGCCUAGGCGAGCAAACCAUUAAACGCUCAUUCUAGCAACAUUCUAA